GGAAUUUGUCGAAUGUGACGUCAGACGCUUCCCCAGUCUCGUUUUGCUGGCUGCGAAGGAAAGGAAAAAGCAAGCAACAAGAAGGAAGAGCAAUGGCGACAUUGGAUCGCCAACUACCAAGUCUGGAUACGUUCAUGUGCAAACCGUGGUCUAUCUUUACCGACGCAACUGAAUCACUCUACUCCGACAGCGCACUCAUUGCUGAAAAUCAAGGGAAACAUUUUUUGAACAAAAAGGAAGUGAUGAAACUAAACAGAGAAGAUAUGCACUUGUUUGGCCAGUUUCCCACUCAUGACGAAUUCUUGCUCGUCGUAUGCAAUGUCUGCGAACAAGUCAUCAAACCUCAGGGGUUCCUGACACAUUACGAGAGGAGACACGGCUCUCCCAGUGGCUCCAGGGCCCCUCUGGUUCCCAUGAAGCCCAAAGAGUCAGUGAGCCACAGUGGGUUGGAGGCGCUGCCGUUCCGCGUGCCCCGCGACUACCCCCACUCGCGCUUCAGCAAGGCCCCGCUCGCCGUUUACCCCCCCAAAGGAGCCCGCGCCAAGGCUUGUGUGUCCUUGCCUGUGGUGAGUUUGGAGAAGAUGCCCUGCUUUGGAAGGGCGGAGGGGAGCAACAUCAAAGUGUCCUCCAGCUCCGCGGCGCCCAGCACCUCCUCUUUCCCUUACUCUUCCUCCUCAUCUUCCGCCGCCUCCUCUCAGUCCCCGGCCGCCUCUCUCAAGUCAUCGCUUGCCUCCCACAAGCCCCAGGAGAAAUUUGUGAAUGGACGAGGGCCAGCCACGCCCCGCUCGACCACGCCCCCCUCGGCGCCUGAUGGGCGGCGUAGCCCCUCGCGUUCCCCGCUAGACAAACGGCCCACCCCCUCCCCCUCAGCUCAGGACAGGAGGCCCAGCGCGUCUCCCUCUCCGUCCUCAUUGGACAGGAGGCCCAGUGCCUCGCCCUCCCCAUCCUCAUUGGACAGGAGGCCCAGUGCCCCGCCCUCUCCCCUGGAGAGAAAGCACCAGAAUGGGACGAAAGGCACCCGGAACAAGAGAGUGUCAGGGAGGAUCUUCGAUCCUAAUAAACACUGUGGAGUUCUGGACCCAGAAACCAAAAGGCCCUGCACCCGAUCUCUCACUUGCAAGACUCACUCCCUGACCCAUCGGCGUGCUGUACCUGGGAGGAAGAAAAACUUUGACAUCCUCCUGGCCGAACACAAAGGACGAGCAAAGGAGAAGGAGGUUGGACAGAAACAGGAUACUCAGACAGGCGGCCAGCCCACCCAAUCGCACGACACUACUCCAAGCGGGCCUGCCCACUGCCCCAAUGGCAAAACCACUUCCACUUUGCGGCUACGUCUGGCAAACACACACAUCCACAGGUCUGUGGGCAGUCGGGGCGCUGUGAUGCUGAACUCCACCCCGGUGCCUGCCGCGGACCCUGUGCCACGCUGGCAGAGGGCAGCUGCGGAAAGCCGCCUGUCCAGUGAUGAGGGUGAGACGGAGGCGUCCGAGGACCUAGAGAAACCAGCCUGCCAUUACUCUCCGCGCCAUCCGGACCCAAUGAGUUGCUGUGCCUUCAACAGUAGGCUGAUGGGGAGAGGCCAUUAUGUGUUUGAUCGGCGCUGGGACAAGAUCCGACUGGUGUUGCACUCCAUGGUAGAGAAGCAUGUGAACUCUCAGAUGUGGAAGAAGGUACCCUUGGCAGCAGAGAGUUUUGCCAGCAACUCCCCCAGCCUAUCCGAUUCUUCCUCUUCUGGUUCGGGUGUUCUCUCCUCUCCCCUGUUUGCCUCUCCUGCUGUCCCUCUGUCUCUGGAGGGUGUCUCCGUCGUCUCCUACUCCACAGCCUUCCCCCAUAACGGAGGUGGGAUCUUCUGCAUCAGGGACCCCGACCCGCCGACUCCAGCGUCCUCCUCCUCCUCCUUGUCUUCUGCCAAACUGCCUCGGACUAAACCUGCAAAGUCCCCCAGGGCCCAGAGUGAGGGGCCGGGAACUAAGAGGCGCAAGGCCUCCGUGGGGAGCACCCCCCGGAAGAACGGAAACGGCUACCACCCACCCCCACCUCCUCCACCAACCCCUCAAGGCUCCUCCAUCAUCAGUAAUGGCACAGCCACCCUCUGCAUCAAGAGCAAGUCCCCUGGUCGGAUAGGGCAGGGACUCAAGGACUCUGGCAGGUACGCAAGUGGUGGGCAGGUGGGCGCAGGCAGCUCGCUCCCAGGCGACCACGCGCUUUCCACGCACAGCCCCGCGCUGUUUGGUGCCAUGGCAAUGGACUGCAGGAAGAGGAAGAGCUCGGGCUCUGGGGAAAAACCGGAGAAGGUGACCAAGACGGCAGGGCUGGAUGGCAUCUUCAGGAAGAGCGGCUUGAGCCUUCUGGCCCCGCUGCCCGAGUCGCCGCACAAUCCUCACCUUCGGCAGCCCAAGGUGCACCACUGACUUAAUGGAUCAUCAAAAGGAGAACAGGAUGAUGCUCAGCCCAAACAGACUGUUUACUCUACAGCCUCCAAGCCCUUCCUCUGCCUGUCUUACAGGGUUUACUGGAAUUGACUGAUAGACCAGAGCAGUAAAGCUGUGUGCCCAUCGUCUAUCGAAGGUUAGGUCCUCGUUGGUUGUCAGUGGAGCCCUGUGGGGGAGUCGGGCUGCACUGGCCGUCCUCAGAAAGAAAAUAAAUAAAUGGGGUCCCGUUGGUACUAAAAGUUCUCCCCGCAGCUGAACUGCACUUUCAGCCGCUACGCUACAAAGCUUGUGGGGUUCCCAUGGAUGCCGCAUAAAUGCCCGUCUACACGUGUACAGAUCAAGACUCUGAGGGAAAAAAAACUGUCAGCAGAGCGGACAUGCUUUGUUUCUUUUGACACCACUUUUGCCGCUGAACUUUUUGUUUGUUUGUUUGUUUGGCUCAUACCGCUAUUAUAUAGCAAUCCAUUUGAUGAUCUCGCCUUGCUGGAGAUGUUGGGACAAAAGAAAGGAUUGGAGAGGAGAGACGUGUCUUGUGCGUCAUCUGAUUUCUUCCGUGAGCUGUGACGAGCUUGAGGGACCCCUCACAUCAUGCCUGAAACCUUUCUACCAUGUACCGUAUUGCACAUGCGUGUACACGUACAUGGGUAUGUGUACACACACACACACACACACACACACACACACACACAUACACACACACAUACACACACACACACAGGCACACACAAAAAGGCUCUGGAAUGGAAAAAGCCUCUCCACCAUGCCUAUCUAAAGUGCACUUAAUUCUCUUCCCACCUGGACCAUAGAACAGGUGGCAGAGAGAACAACAUGAACUUUCAACCAAGGGAAUUCUUUACCGACACUGUUUGGCAAGAUUAUUUUUAACAGAAAUAGGAUAAAUUCAGGUUUUUUUUUUUUUUUUUCAAGUAUUUCAGUUAUGUCGCAAGCAUUGCAAGAAAACAAAAUGUCAGGACUUGCGCCUAAAUGGAAAACAACAUAAGGAAGUGUUGGAUUUUGUAUGAUAAUUUAUCAUUUCUUUAUUCAUUUUCUAACUGACUAGUGUAGGGCUUAAGAUGAGCAAAAGUAUAUUUGUAUGUCAUUUUAAAAGUUGAAAGUAUUAUUAUAGAGUUCGUAUUGUUGGAAAAAAAAAAGUGUACAUAUCUUUCUAUUAUUUUUUGUAUUUAUUAUUAAUGUAUAAAAAAUCCCACCUCCCUGCGUGUCACAAAUACUAAAAUCCCCAAAGAAAUCUAUCUUGCUUUCUUUUGCAAGAUACUUAUUUUUAAAAAUCCCACUGUCAUUUCAAAUGUCCCAUUGCUGUGUCACUCAGCUUUACCUAGUGGUUUAAAUCCAAUUAUAAUACUGCGGUUUGUAGGCAUGUGUAAUAAUGAAUCAUUAUUGGUUUAAGGCACAUGCACUCUAACUCAACCUUAUUCAUAUAUUUCCUUGGUGUGGAUUGAUUGGAUCAGCAUGAUCACCUUAAUAGUCAAUUUUAGUACUUGCCCCUUUGCACUUUGUCAUAUAUACCAGAAAUUUGAUCUGGUCUUAUUUAUAGAAAACAAGAUAUUUCAAACAUAUAUAUUAUAUAGAAAGACAAAUGUUUGUACAGUUUUUCGUUUUGUUUGUCUGAUCCCCCAGAUUAAAUAUUCUGUGUGAAUUUCACCCAUUGACAUGUCGGCGCUUACCUUUCUGCCUUGCUAAAGAGCUAGACUCACCGCACGCCAUGGCUGAAAGCUCAGCCUUCAAGCCUUUGUGAUCUCCAUGUAAAGUGCUUCCACUCCCAGACUCAGGUGAUGGAAGUAGAGUAGAGGGAGUUACUUUCCCAAAGUAAGCUCUUUGCGAUCAUGUUUUCAUCUUCAGAGCAUUGUGCUAAUCCUAUUGGCUCUUAUCUCUGAGACGUCAGUAUCAGCCUCCCAUAGAAACACUGAUUUGGAUAUAUGGAAUAUACUGAUAUUUCCUGCAGUCUUAUUUCUCUCAACAGGCACACAUAUACUGUCUGUCUCAUAAAAAGACCAAAGCAGAUAUGAGUUUUUAAAGUGAUUAAUUGUUAUGGUCAGGUGUUAUUUGACUCCACAGUCGUUUUGGUAGUUAGACAUCUUGGGUAUUUGUACCAUUCACCUCUUGGGCAGUUAAGUGUACUUGGGUAAUUAAAUGAGAGUAAAUUGAAUGUUCACAACUUCCUUUCUCUGCAAGCUGAUUUGUUGUGAUUCCUGUUUGCUAGCUGGGGUUGUGUCACCUGAAUAUGGAAAAUAAUUUUGUCCCUUAUGCACCUUUUUGAUCUACUUUGUAAACUUUGGUCUGGUAUUGUUCAGAAUGUCCCCUCUUUAUCUUCAGUUGAAGGCCUCUGAUUUCAGAGAUAUAUAAUAUAGACAGGCGUCUAAUAGUUUGUCUUUAGAAGUAUACGUUGGAAGAAAUGUAUAUUUGUUUGUAAUUAAAUGACAGUUAUACAUAUAGGCCAUGGUUCUGUGGCGUGUCCACUGUGAUAUAUAUUUAUAUUUUUAAUCAGCAUUCAUAUUCUUGAUCUAAUUAUCUAUUUGAGGAGCACAUCCACUCUUAGGACUUGCGCUUUUCAUAGUGCAAAUGGGACUUCAUUGAUAUUAGCAUUUGCAUGCCACUACACUUUUGUUUUCAAUUCCUUCCCCUCAAAACCUCUGUUUACUGUAGAUGUCUGAUCUGAUCUACCCAAGGCAUGAAAAAUCAAACAAGGUUAAAGGCCACAUUCAUUUCUGAACGGAUGAAUUGUUCUUGUCUGACACGUCUUCGGCUUCGCAGAGACCUUCUGAUCACCUCGAAAACCCAGCUCCAUCAGACAAAUUUAGGUUUAAUGUCAUGUAACUGUGUAUACUAAUUGUAUUAAAUUAUAUUACAUUUUAUACUGCCCUUUUGUUCAGUUGUGUAACUUGUACACAUUCUGUCCUUACUAAAUACAGUUAUACAGUUUUUUUUUUGUUUUUUUCAAAUGAUGAUGUUUAGUGAAUACUUUAUAUUGUUUUCCCCCAAAUCUGAUCUAGCCAUAUGAGCUGUUUUUUUUUCAAUGUAAGGCCUUAUUUUAUAUGGUCAUGUUAAUGCUAUCCAACUAAACUCAUUUGAGAAGGAGUUAAAAUAUUCAAUGUCUAAACCUCAGUGAAACAGUGUCCUGUAUGUGCUUUUUACUCUUUUUAUUCUUUUGGCCCAUGGCAUUUUCAAAAAUGGAAUAGAAUAUGUGUAUUUUCAGGGUUUGACAAUGUUUUGGAUUUCAACUGUUACAGAAAUACAUUUUUUUACCUGUC
Molecule: messenger RNA, 5698 nt
Organism: Clupea harengus (Atlantic herring)
Lineage: Eukaryota; Metazoa; Chordata; Actinopteri; Clupeiformes; Clupeidae
Gene: atxn7l1
Product: ataxin 7 like 1
Source: RefSeq, a predicted model, not a curated record